GGCGGAGUCCCUGCAGAUCAGCUGCCGUGAUUCUGAUGCUUCGUUUCCACUCAGACUUCAUCCUGACCCAGCCGAACUGCGGUCCUCACGAUUCUGCAGAUUCCCGUCGUCAUGGCGUCCAGAACCAAAUGGGACGCAGUGAAGGAGCAAGUAACCAAAGGUUCUGACGACGACCCGGACGGAUCACUGGAGGCCAACCUGGAGAACGCCGACCCGGAGCUGUGCGUCCGCCUGCUUCAGGUUCCCACCGUGGUGAACUACUCAGGUCUGCGGCGGCGCCUGGAGAAGAGCGACAAGUCGUGGAUGGUCCAGUUCCUGGAGCUGCAGGGUUUGGACCUGCUGAUGGGGGCGCUGGAGCGGCUGUCGGGCCGCGGCUGCGCCCGCAUCCCCGACGCGCUGCUGCAGCUCACCUGCGUGUCGUGCAUCCGCAGCGUCAUGAACUCGUCCGCCGGACUCAACUUCAUCCUGGACAACGAGGAGGGAUACAUCCGGACCCUGGCCCAGGCGCUGGACACGUCCAACGUGAUGGUGAAGAUGCAGGUGUUUGAGCUGCUGGCGGCGCUCGCCCUCUUCGACCCCCAGGGCCGCCACCUGACCCUGGACGCCUUCGAGAACUACAAGGUUCUGAAGAAGCAGCAGUAUCGCUUCAGCGUCAUCAUGAACGAACUGCAGGCCACUGACUGCGUCCCCUACAUGGUCACCAUGAUGGCCGCCAUCAACGUCCUCAUCCUGGGACAGGAAGACCUGCGCAAGAGACACCGACUGAGACACGAGUUCAUUGGGCUGCAGCUGCUGGAUCUGCUCCCCAAGUUGAGAGAGACGGAGGACAUGGACCUCAACGUCCAGUGCGAUGCGUUCGUAGACUCUAUGGCGGACGACGAAGAAGAGAUGGAGAGACUGUACGGCGGGAUCGACAUGAGCAACCACCAGGAAGUCUUCAGUUCGCUCUUCACCAAGGUGUCCAGCUGUCCGUCCUCAGUCCAGCUGCUUUCCAUCCUUCAGGCCUUGUCGAUGCUGGACCCAAAGAGAAACGACAUCUGGCUGGCUCUGGAGGUGCUGACCGAUCGAGCCACGUUGCUGGCCCAGAACACUGAUUUAGGCCCCGGUGAUUCGCUGCUGGAUAGGCUCCUCCCCCAAAAAUAUCUGUCAUCCAAUAAGAAGGUCAGAACGGUGGACAGGGCGGUGCAGACCCCAACGCUCAGUUACCCUCCUGGCCAAUUAGAGCUGUUGGCAGAGAAACAGGCUCCGCCCCCUGGAGCUGGCUGUCCUCCACCUCCACCACCUUUACCAGCCAAUGGAGUUCCACUUCUUCUGCUUCCUCCUCCUCCACCUCCUCUUCCACCUCUUCUAUCUCCUCCUGCUCCACCUUUACCAGGCUUUGGAGCUCCGCCUCCACCACCUCCACCGCCUCCACCUUUACCAGGCUUUGGAGCUCCACCUCCACCGCCUCCACCACCUCCACCUUUACCUGGCAUGGGGAUCCCACCACCUCCACCACUACCAGGCACUGGACCUCCACCACCUCCACCUUUACCUGGCAUGGGGAUCCCACCACCUCCACCAAUGGAAAUGAUCGCCGCUCGUUCAGUCCAGACUUUAGGCAGCACCUAUUCUAGCCCUGCCCACCACUCAAGCCCCGCCCCCUGCCCCACCCUGCGGAUGAAGAAGCUGAACUGGCAGAAACUCCCGUCCAGAGUGGUAACUGAUCAUCAGUCUCUCUGGACGUCGUCAUCGUCAGAAUCGGUGGAACCGGAUUACUGCAGCAUCGAGCAGCUCUUCAGUCUGCCUCCAACUGAAACCAAAACCAGAACCAAGACCAGAACGGAGUCCAAAGAGAUUUCCUUCAUUGACCCCAAGAAAAGCCUGAACCUCAACAUCUUCCUGAAGCAGUUCAGAUGUUCCCAUGAGGAGUUUGUGUCUCUGAUCCAGAACGGAGACCGAUCCAAGUUCGAUGUGGAAAUCCUCAAACAGCUGAUCAAACUGCUUCCAGAGAAACACGAGAUAGAAAACCUGAAGUCCAACCAGGAAGACAGAGACAAGAUGGCGUCAGUGGAUCAGUUUUACCUGCAGCUGCUGAACGUGCCCAGCUACGCGCUGCGGAUCGAGUGCAUGCUGCUAUGUGAAGAGAGCAGCUGUGUGUUGGAGACUCUGAAACCCAAAGCUGAACUUCUGGACCGGGCCUGCCAAAGUGUCAGGGAAAGCUCCCGGCUGCCCAGCUUCUGCAAACUCAUCCUCAGCGUCGGGAACUUCCUCAACUACGGAACUCACACUGGGAACGCUGACGGCUUUAAAAUCGGCACUUUGCUCCGAUUGACUGAAACUAAAGCCAACAAGUCCAGGAUCACGCUGCUGCACCACAUCCUGGAGGAGGUGGAGGAGGACCAUCCUGACCUGCUCAACCUGCCUGAUGACCUGCACAUCUGUGAAAAGGCUUCUGGAGUGAACAUGGAGUCCAUCCAGUCUGAGUACUCCUCUCUGUCCAAACGGCUCAAAAGCUCUGAGAAGAAAGUUUCCUCUUCCUCUGAGGACAUAAAGGAGCAGUACCUGUCCACCAUCCAGGAGAGCCUGCAGGUGUGUGAGCAUCUGCAGAAGGUCAUGACCUCUGUGGAGGACAGGAGGCGGGACCUGGCGGACUACCUGUGCGAAGACGUCGGCACCUUUUCCCUCGACGACCUUUUUGGGACCAUCAAGACCUUCAGAGGGCUGUUCCUCAAAGCCUUCAAGGAGAACGAAAACUGGAGAGAGCUGGAAAAGAAAAGGAAGGAGAGAGAGGAGGAGAAGAAGGUCAAAGGAGACUCCGGCAGGAUGGUAAGGAGGGAGGUGAACCAGCAGGACGAAGGCUGCAUCAUUGACAACCUGAUGGCCGAGAUCCGGAAGGGCCACGCCCUGAAGAAGACCAGAACGCCGUCCCGCAGGGGUCAGCGCCGGGGGUCACUUCCUGUUUCUGCAGACACGGUGCACGCGCAUCCCGGGACCAUACGGAGGUCAAAGGCCGUUGAGGACCCAGACUCCACUCUUUCUAGCCAAUCACAGAAGACAUCUGGUAUGACUCCAAUCCAGGAAGUUCCGCCCUCCCAUCCAGGAAGUUCUGGCCAAUCAAAGAAGCCGUUGGAGGCGGUCCAAACUCCCGCCAUUUCCUCCACUUCCAACCAAUCUGCGACGGCCUCACCCUCUGGAACGAGUCCUGAUCCCGGGUCAGCAGAACCACCAAAGAACCAGAACCCACAAACACCUGCAGAGGAGACCAGGCGCAGGCGUCAGGAGUCUUUGGAGGACUCGGGUCUGGAAACCCAAGGUUCCUCAGGACUGAAGGGAGUCCAGCCCGGCGCAGAGCGUCCGGCACCAAGCAGAGACCGGAGCAGCCUGAGCGUGGCGGAUGGGUCGGACUUUGAGUACAUCACCUCGUCAGAAGUGAGAGGAAUCGGACCGGAGAGCGGCGAAGGUCCCAGCAGAACGCACCAGAUCCGACCAAAAGGGAUUCCUGGUUCUGCUGCGUAUCUUAAUCAGAGUGGACCGGACCAAACCUGCCAGAACCAAACGGUUCUGUUCAUCCACAAACCGACCAAUCAGAUCGUCCCUUCUUGUUGCAGGACUCCGUGACUGCAUCAGAUCCCAAAGCCCCAAGCAGAAGACAGGAUGUGUUGUACAGUGAGGUGAGUCCAGGUGAGCGGAGGAGGACAGGUCUCCAUGGCAACAGGAUUGUGUCCAGGAAAGAGAUCUGAAAUUGAAUAAAAACUGUAAAUGGAGAGCAGAGAGUAGGGUUUCUGGUUUCUGGUUCGGUUAGCGUUGGUGUGCUAGUGCAGGUUACCUGAGCAGCCAGGUGAGCGGAUGUGGGCGGAGCCUCCGAUUUCACCUGGUUUCAUUGGUUGAAGAUCCGAUCUCAGAUCAGGGGAUUCUGGGUAAAAUCAGCCAGUAAAAGUUGAACUCAGUCAAGUGAUGAAACAGCAUUUACAGCAUUUAACUUCCUGUCCUGCAGCCUGUCACAAUAAAACUCCGCCUGACGCUUUGUUAAAUCUGCAGGAUUUUCACAUUCCUCUGAAAUUUUUACGCUACAAAGACACAAAAUUAAAUAUUAAAUUUGUUGAAACAGUAAAUAAAUAUUUAUAUAAUCUUUGCAUUAAA
Xiphophorus maculatus (southern platyfish) is the source of this 4122-nucleotide messenger RNA. RefSeq names its product inverted formin-2-like. The transcript has 24 exons. The record is from RefSeq and is a predicted model, not a curated record. Lineage: Eukaryota; Metazoa; Chordata; Actinopteri; Cyprinodontiformes; Poeciliidae. Bases 112 to 3600 code for a protein of 1162 amino acids. Gene Ontology annotation, molecular function: small GTPase binding; actin binding. Gene Ontology annotation, biological process: actin cytoskeleton organization.